Molecule: messenger RNA, 2220 nt
Organism: Ostreococcus lucimarinus CCE9901
Lineage: Eukaryota; Viridiplantae; Chlorophyta; Mamiellophyceae; Mamiellales; Bathycoccaceae
Exons: 1
Biological process (GO): UDP-N-acetylglucosamine biosynthetic process
Molecular function (GO): UDP-N-acetylglucosamine diphosphorylase activity
Source: RefSeq, a predicted model, not a curated record
UUGGAGAUUGCGGGGGAGGGCGCGUCGAGCGAGACGGAGACGUACGAGAAAAGAGUGGCGUUGAUGGACGAACUAGAGAUCGUUCGCGCGUGGGUCGAACGCGGAGGCGCGGUGGUGGCGAUGAGCGAGACGAUGUCGCCAAGAGAGCGGUAUUUGGUGCGCGCGUGCGUGGCGUGCGGGCAGGCGCACCUGUUUGACUUUCAAGACGACGACGACGCGGGAGAAGACGCGCUCGAGGGUCGAAUCGCGCGUUUGGUCGCGGUGUUGGGCAAAGUAGAAACGUUUUAUGACAUGCUCGGCGGUGUCGUGGGGUAUCAGUGCACGGCGCUGGAGCUUUGCUUGGAAUACGCCACGGGGGAGCCGGCGAUGUUGCACAGCGGGGCGGAUUGCUACGGCGUGGAUUGCUACGGCGUUCCGGGAGACGUGGAUUUUCACGUCCCCCCGGGCGUUGAUCUGAGAGCGAGCGAUGGUGCGUUCGCAGCCACGGCUGCGCGUUGGGGAUUGGAAGAGCUUCCGAACAUGGCGGAGAUUUAUCCGCUCGGCGGCGCCGGCGACAGGCUCGGGUUGGUGGACGCCGAAACCGGCGAGAGCUUGCCCGCAGCGCUCUUGCCGUACAACGGGCGGCCUCUCAUCGAAGGCCUCGUCCGCGAUUUGACCGCUCGAGAGUGGUUGUACUACAAAUUGACUGGUGAGCACCACAAAACACCGGUGGCGGUCAUGACGAGCGCCGCAAAGGGUAACCACAGACGGAUCACGGCUUUGCUCAAAGAGAACAACUGGUUCGGUAGAGGUGAGGAAAACUAUCGACUGUUCGAGCAACCACUCGUUCCAGUGAUCAGUAUGGAUGGCGGCCGUUGGGUGAGAGAAGGCUUCUCGCAAAUGGCGCUCAAGCCCGGGGGACACGGCGCCAUUUGGAAGCUCAUGCACGACGACGGCGUGUUUGAUUGGUUGGAGUCUCGCGACCGAACAGGCGGGAUCGUGCGCCAAAUAACGAAUCCGAUGGCGGGAACGGAUACCACACUUCUAUCCCUUUCAGGCGUCGGCAUUAAGGGCGACAAAGCGCUCGGAUUCGCGAGUUGCGAGAGACACGUGGGCGCCUCAGAAGGCGUCAACGUGCUCAUCGAAAAGAAGAAUGCUCUGACGGAUGAAUUUGUGUACGGCGUGUCCAACAUCGAGUACACCGAUCUCGAUCGACUGGGCGUGAGUGAUAAAGCGAACGGUGACGGCGGUACGGAAAGUGCGUAUCCCGCAAACACGAAUGUUUUGUACGUUGGAUUGAAGCACAUACGGGACGCGCUCGUCGGUUCGUCUCGCGCGGCGUUUCCGGGCAUGUUGAUAAACCUCACGAAACCGGUGCUGGCGAACGGCACUAAAGGUGGUCGCCUCGAGUGCUCGAUGCAAAACAUCGCGGACGCGCUCAUGCGCCGAUCGAGCCAUCGACUUGGUCCGGAAGAUUUCGAUAAUUUGCCAACGUUUGUCCUGUACACGCUUCGCCGACGCAUCACCAGUAGCGCGAAGAAGAAGCGAGCACCGGAAUCGAUGAAUCUCGCGCAAACCCCCGAUGGCUCAUUUUUGGAUUUACUUCGCAACGCGAGCGAUCUGCUGAAGCGUUGUAACGUCGCCCACCCACCGCCGGACGAUCAACCCUUGGAGGAGUACUUGAGCGACGGACCAGAGUUCAUCUACAGCGCCCUUCCUAGCAUCGGCCCGCUUUGGGAUGUCGUAGAGCAAAAAAUUCAAGGCGGCGAAAUCAAGAAAGGCUCAGAAGUGCGCUUAGAGAUCGCGGAGAUUGAAUGGCGUGACGUUUCUGUGCAAGGAUCACUCUUCGUCGAGUCGUCCUCGCCGUUUGGUACUACUUCAGCCGAGAGCGUGUGCUUUGACGAAUCCGCGUGCGGCCGUUGUCGAUUGAACAACGUCGUCGUCUCAAACGCUGGAAUCGAUUGGAGCGAAGCGUCAAACGUAUACUGGAGUAACUUCAUCACGCGCCGCGAGCGUUGCUCCAUCGUCGUCGAAGGCAACGGUGAAUUCGACGCCAAAGACGUCGCUCUCGAAGGCGACGUGCGUUACGUCGUUCCGACCGGUAAGCGACUGAUGUUGCGACCGGACGGCGCGGGUGGCGUUCAAGAAACAUGGAGCGAUAUUUCGAUGCCAUCAUGGCGCUGGAAGUAUACGUUCGGUGACGACGACCGCGUCAACGUCGUCAUGGAAGAACUGAGUUGA